Messenger RNA from Chaetomium globosum CBS 148.51, 1239 nucleotides. RefSeq lists its product as uncharacterized. Bases 1 to 1239 code for a protein of 412 amino acids. The record is from RefSeq and is a predicted model, not a curated record. The transcript has a single exon. Lineage: Eukaryota; Fungi; Ascomycota; Sordariomycetes; Sordariales; Chaetomiaceae.
AUGCCACCUGGCGUGCCAGUCUAUAACUCUGUCUUUGUUCUUCUGCUCACGGCUUCGUCUAGGACCCCUUCCUGUUCCGCUGCGCCGUGGACCGGACAAUUGUCGCGUCGAUUCAACUUAGUCCUCGAUUAUUCCCCCGCUCCAUCACCCGAGGACGGCCCUCCAGCAUCCGCCGGUGCCCUUCGCGAUCCCAAGUAUCUCCCGGCUCAGAUCGGUGGCAUUGUCGGCGCCUACGCCUUCUCGCUGGUGCUGGUCGCCCUUCUUCUUCUUGCUCUUUCCAAGAGACGCCGCGACCACCUGCGGAACCGUGACCGGCCUCCUGAGGACGAGAGCAUCUUCUUCGAAGAGUUUAACCCGUUCCCCGACCCGUUCUUGCUCCAGACCGAGGAGGACUACAAGAGACAGCUCGAGGAGUUCCAACGACUGGAGGAGAUCGAGCACUUCCAGCAUCAGCAGCACUUCCAGCAAACACAGUUCCAGCACCCGCAAUUCCAGCCUUUCGAGCACUCCCAGGAUCGGCAAUACCAUCACCCGCAGUUUCCACAACCACAGUUCGAACCCCAGCACGCCCAGACACUAUCCCUCCAGAUCCCAACGAGCCCGAUUAGGAAUUUCUCACUCCCAUCCCCUUCGCCUUUGAGCCCGACCAGGACUGGCCCGCUCAGCCCGACGAAAUCGCAGCGUUCGGUUUUCACUGCGCCCUCGCCGACUUCGACCAUCCUUGCCCCCGGGAUCGAUCUCUCAGUGGAUCAGACGGUCGUAGGCCGAGACAGAAUCAUGGCGCAACAACAGUUAGAGGAGAUGUACAAGUAUGUGAUGGAGCAGGAGCAAGCCAAGGCAGAAGGGCGAGAGUACCAUGGGCCGCAGCUCACUUCGCCGGCGUCCAACGCGAUGAGCGCAAGCCCUGCCAAGGCGGGUGGCCUGAAGAAAGAGAAAAACAAGCCGACGAGCUUGAACCUCGCCCAGGAUGAGAAGGCGCAGUCCCGGAGCUCUUCCAUAUUCUCCUUCCUCAAGUCUCCACGCAAGAACAAGAUGGGCGCGGCGGGGAUGAGCAUCUCAUCUCCCAUCAUGACGCCCAUGUCGGGAACUUUCCCGCAGCACGACGACCAAGAGAUGAACGCCAUCCAACCCCGCUCACUAUGCUCCUCCCGCGCCGCCCCCUGUUCAUUCCGACCUCCCCCUUCCGACGGGCAGCCGCUUCGGCGGCCGGCGGCAGGCAGCCACCUGCCCCACCCCUGA